Molecule: messenger RNA, 1137 nt
Organism: Penicillium brasilianum
Lineage: Eukaryota; Fungi; Ascomycota; Eurotiomycetes; Eurotiales; Aspergillaceae
Source: the annotation of a GenBank genome assembly
AUGGCUGUUUCACUGCUAUCGUUUCAUAUAAUAGUGGCGCUUCAGACACAGGACUUUACAUUCCCUCUUCGAGAAGAACGAAACCUCUUUACCAUACUUGCCGCAAUUUCACUGGGGCUACUUGUCUUGCUUUCUCUCCCAUCGGUUCGACGGUUGGCUUAUGAGAUCUUCCUCCGAGCACAUCAGGUUCUCGCUGGGCUCUUUGUCUAUGGCACUUGGCAACACCUCUCCUCCCACAGCCAUGCCUCAGAAAUAUAUCUCUUGGUUGCUUUGGGUAUUUUUGGACUGACUCUGCUCUCACAGAGUAUAGUUUUCUUAUAUCGAAACGGCCUGUUCUCGGGCCGUGGCACUCCCAGGGCCAUCGUCUCAUCCAGUGUGAGCAAAUCCGAGGAAGAUAUUGUGGUGAACGCUGUCCAUGUCCGUGUCCUCUUACCUCGACCUGUCAGAGUGGAAGCCGGUCAAUAUGUCAAUCUCUGGAUGCCGUCGGUCAGUCUAUUUUCGUGGAUGCAGACGCAUCCAUUCACGGUCAUGUCGUGGUCCAAAGACAAACAGGACACCAUGGAGCUCAUGGUGAAGCCACGCGGAGGCUUAACUGCGGAUCUUGCCCGUUAUGCACCUACUGAUGAGCGGAGCGAGGGGAGCUCCAUUUCCUAUUUGGCACUCAUCACUGGCCCUCAUGGAGUGAGUGAAGAAGUUGGGCAGUACGAAAGUAUAUUAUUGCUUGCCAGCGGAUGUGGGGUCGCCGGAGCCAUACCAUACCUGAAGAAAGCGAUCUACGGUUACAACACUUGCACCUCUCAGAUUCGCCGGCUGCAUCUAGUGUGGCAGGUAGAAUCAAUCGACGAGAUGAGCGCAGCCUUGACCCUACUGAAUCGCCUUUUGAAGGAUGAUAUCGUGGAUGGAGGCUAUAUACUGCACAUCUCUAUUUACGUCAGGGAGGGCCUUGGCCAUAAGAAGUUCCUAUUCGGGGACCAUGAACGAGUCUAUCUAUACCAGGGAUUACCAGAUUACCAAAGCAUAAUUUCACUCGAAGCCAGCGGUAACCAGAUCGAAAGACUGCCGAACAUGUGGGACGAGCAAGGCCGGAUGUUGGUUAUGGGUAAGGUGUCCCGAUUCCGCACGAGGAGUACCAGCUAA